Messenger RNA from Coprinopsis cinerea okayama7#130, 930 nucleotides. RefSeq names its product hydrolase. Gene Ontology annotation, biological process: protein catabolic process. NCBI's taxonomy places the organism in Eukaryota, Fungi, Basidiomycota, Agaricomycetes, Agaricales, Psathyrellaceae. The record is from RefSeq and is a predicted model, not a curated record. Bases 1 to 930 code for a protein of 309 amino acids. The transcript is spliced from 6 exons. Gene Ontology annotation, molecular function: protein-N-terminal asparagine amidohydrolase activity; protein-N-terminal glutamine amidohydrolase activity.
AUGGCUAGUUCGCUUUCAAAGCUUCGAGUCGCGGUAGUCCAGUUGAAUCCCAAGUUGGGCCAAGUGCAAGCGAACAUCCAGCGAGCACGAGAGCUAUGCAGCAAUCUCCAGCCACACACCCUUGACCUAAUAUGCUUCCCAGAAAUGGCAUUCACGGGAUACGUAUUCGACGAUGCGGAGGCUAUAGGUCCCUACCUCGAGGAACGACACACAGGACCGACGUCCCAAUUUUGCGCAGAAUUGGCCAAGAAGCUGAAUUGCUACGUCAUGGCAGGCUAUCCUGAACGACUCUCCGAGGCUGAGCGCGCAGAGCCUGUCGUCGACACGGAAAAGUCGUGCCCGAACCCAGUGGGCGCCAAUAGUGCUGUCGUCUAUGGCCGAAAUGGGGAACUGGUCAGUCAUUACCGCAAGUCGAAUCUCUACGAUACAGACAUGACGUGGGCAAAGCCUGGCACCGGCUUCGCGUUUCUCAAACUUCCCGAUCCCCUUCGUUCGGUAAGCCUUGGGAUAUGCAUGGAUCUCAACCCCGAGCGAGGGAAGACCUGGAGUUUAGAGGAAGGGCCAUACGAAAUCGCGGACCACUGUUUGAAGAACAAGACUAACCUCCUGGUUCUUUUAAAUUCAUGGCUGGAAUCUCCGUACAACCCUGUUGACGAAGACGAUAACGACUGGAGCACGCUGGAGUAUUGGGCUGCGCGGUUGCGCCCUUUGUGGGCAAAGGAUGACUCUGGGCUCAGGAAGAACGACUCUUCUCACCAACCAAAGGAGACAAUUGUGGUGCUGUGCAAUCGGUCUGGGAGUGAAAAUGGCAAAACAUUUGCGGGCACUUCUGCUGUGUUCAAGUUAACUAAAGGAGUGGGAAGGCCGGUUCUUCUUGACAUGAUGACCAAAGGUGAAGAGGGGGUCAAAGUGUGGCACAUCGCGAUCUAA